Molecule: messenger RNA, 8899 nt
Organism: Cuculus canorus (common cuckoo)
Lineage: Eukaryota; Metazoa; Chordata; Aves; Cuculiformes; Cuculidae
Gene: CDK18
Product: cyclin dependent kinase 18
Exons: 16
Coding region: 2942-4363 (473 amino acids)
Biological process (GO): protein phosphorylation
Cellular component (GO): cytoplasm; nucleus
Molecular function (GO): ATP binding; protein kinase activity
Source: RefSeq, a predicted model, not a curated record
UCUGCUGCCAUCUGCUCCAAUUCUCCAAUUAUAACAGCAGAGGUGGGGGAUAUCAGACUGUGGUGAGCAGGUGGCGUGGGGGGAACAUCAGCUCCAGUGGCCUUGACAGACCCAUGUGGGCUGGAGACGCUCCCGGAUGCCACGAGCUCCGCUGGCAUUUGCAUGAAGGUGGGACUGCGCCUGCUGCACUCCCAGCUAAACCAAAGACCUCUCUUGGGGAUAUCCCUACCAUUCCUUCCCUCUCAGGGGUGCUUUGCUCUGCACCCCACCGUGCAUGUGUCCAGCACUGCAGUUCGAGCCCUUUCUUGGCUCUCUUUUUUUGGAAAGGUACUCAUAUUCAUCAUCUCUCUGAUGCUCUCUGGAAUUUCUGCCUGCAUCAAUGUUUUGGGAAGCCAAAGCUGGGUUGGAUUCAUCAUUUGAGCUGAAAAUAACUUGCAGACUGUGAGGCAAACGGCAAAUCCUGGCUUACCAUCCUGAGGCUGUCAUAGUCAGCAGUGAGGGAGUCCCUUUCUGGAGCCACCCAAGCUGUUCUUGCUGAGUAGUGCCAGCCUGCUGCUGUGGCUCCUCCCUUCCCAUCCAUCCAUCCCUGUGGCCAAAGGCUCAGAAGAGUCAUUCUCCAGCCAGAUCUUCUGCACUGCCUAGGCCAAAGCACUGCGUCCUGCUAACGGGUCUUACUGGUUUAGGCUAGGAAACCCCAUCUGUGUUCCUAACCACCGGGUAUUUCUUGUGCGGCUGAUCAUGGUCCAAGUAGAGACUCCCACUUUCUGUCAGCAGGAAAGCACCAGGCACUUUGCUGGUGUUUCUGGUGAGUGGUGGCAAAGAGGCAUUUCCCCGGGCACGUUCCCCUGUAGUACUUUGACCCCAGUGCUCCUUGCUCCCAAGAGGAAGCAGAGACUGAAGCCUUUGGUGCACUCGCUCACCUCUUCCCAGCAGAGAGGACUGACUGUUGAGCGCACAGCUCACCCUGUGAACGGCCUCGGAAAGGGGAAGCUUGUCAGUGAGUCAGUGGGAGAGAGAUGGAUUGUUCUCUGAAAAUAUAACUUAUCUCCACCCUGCGCUUGUUUCACACAGGAUGACGAGGGACAAGGUCCACUCCCAGGAGCAAACUCCUUUGGGAACGGUGUUUGGCUACUUUUGAACGGCAGCGUUGGUGCCUGAGCUCCUCUCUGCAGAGCUGAGGUGAUUUAACCCCAUAAAACAACUCCUAAGCCCCUCUGGAAACGUUCAAGCAGAACGGUCUUGCUUGGUUUCUCCGGUUCCCAUGGCUUGGUGAGGAUCGGUGCUGUUAGGAGGUGUUAGUCCUGCACACCAGCCUUUCCUUUGCGUUGAGGCUUCCUCUCUCUGCUGUGUAACAGGGAGGAGGAUGCACACAGCCCUGAGUAAAAUGCCAAAAGCAAAGGCUAAACUCGUGUUCCAGCAAUACCACUGGCAGGGUGAUGGAUGCUUUUGUCCCAGUUAUACUUGCUGGGGUAGAAGGUUUGGUAUCCCUCGUAUUCUGUGCUUUUAUAUGCCUUUGCCCGUUGCGCUGCUGGAGUUUUGUAUCCUUACAGUAGCGUCGUGGAGGAAAUACUUUGUGCACAAUUCUUACGUUUCUUAUAAUUUGGCAGCUCCUGGUUGCUAAGUGCAUGAAUCUCCGGUGUGGGUUGGUGGAUUUGUUGUUAUGGUGAUGCUCCAUGGGCAAAAUUUAGAGGAGCUGCUGCUGGAUUCACCCAUCUGCAAUUGGCCUGAUGGUUGCCAUCGUCAGCCGUGCUUUGGCCAACUGUACCUUGUGGAUGGGGGCUUUAUUUCACAUGCAGUGUGUUAACGUACGCAGUGCUUUACACGGAGUUUAGUGUCAGGGUGAUGGUGUUCCCAGGGAGUCAGUUCUUGUGUGUGGCCAAGUUCCUCUGGGCUCAGUUAGGACGGUUGCUGGAGAUGGGCAGUGGAACCUUGAGGAACCCCUUCGCUCUGGGAACAAGCACGAGCCCGUGCUAACAAGGAUAUCUGAACCUGUCUCCAUUUCUCCUGCUCCUCAGUUCAUCUGCCUGUAAAAAAGCACUGGCAGACGUGAAUCCCCGUCCCUGGAGGGGUUCAAAAACCGUGCAGCCGUGGCCCUUGGGAACACAGUUUAGUCGUCAUAGCGAGGUUGGGCUGAUGGUCGGACUGGAUGAGCUUAGAGACCUUUUCCAGUAUUAAUGAUUCUGUGACUCUGUAUUCCUUUCCUCUCACCCACUUAUAUUUUCAGAGUCAGUGGAAUUGCAGAUGCCCAGCAGAGAUGUAACUGGAGCGUGCUGUUAAAUAAGGGUGAUUUACAGCCAUCGCACCCCUUGUUAGCGCCGUGCACAGCCACAGGCACACGUGGAGCCUUGUGGUGCAGCAGCAGCCACCCUCCCAAUGUCCCAAAGGGUGCGUUUGGCCUCUCCAGCACUCGGUGUGAGCAGAUCCUGCCAUGCCAGGCUGAGCAGUUAAGCAUGAGGGGGCUCAUUUGCCGGUUUUCUUUGACUUCCAGCCAACCUUUAAACUCGAGCACUCUGAUUCUUGCUGAAAUGCAGCGCUGGGCAAUGAUUUCCACAUGCCUGCAUGUGCACAAGGGAGAACUGUCCACGGGCAGGGAAGGCAUUGAACACAUUUUCUUUCCAUGACUCGGUGCCGGCGUUACUAUUGAAUGUCAGGGCAGCGGGAAGGGAACGGCUGCCCGGAUGCAGUGACUGUAAAAUAUUCCCCGCAGACCCGCACACAGCCGCUUGCCUUGCAGCAGCACACAUGCAUGCCCAUGUGAGUUUAGGAGUGGAGAAAACGUGCCUGUGAGCUUCUGGGGAUCUGGAGGGAUCAGCAUCUCUGACACCGCUCCCUGCAGCAGCGGAAUGAGGCCGGAGGAGCUGCCGGAAGAAAAAAGGUGAAACCCUGCUGGAGCUGCUCUGUGUUUCCUCUGGCUCCGACGUCCCUCGCAGCACAAGGUAAAAUGAACAAGAUGAAAAACUUCAAGCGGAGGUUUUCACUCUCAGUUCCACGGACAGAGACCAUCGAGGAGUCACUGACAGAGUUCACGGAGCAGUUCAACCAGCUCAACAACCGGAGGAAUGAAGACCUAGCUCAAGGGCACCUGCAGCUGGGACACCUGGGCAGGGACUUCCGAGCAGACACCAGCCCCAUCUCCCCCUCCGAGGUGGAAGACCAGUCCCCGAUGGCUGUGCGCUACCGCACCAACAACCAGCGCCGCUUCUCCAUGGAGGAUGUCAGCAAGCGUCUCUCCCUGCCCAUGGACAUCCGCCUGCCCCCCGAGUUCUUGCAGAAGCUGCAGAUGGAGAGCCCAGAGUUCCCCAAGCCCCUCAGCAGGAUGUCCCGACGGGCAUCUCUUUCAGAUAUUGGAUUUGGGAAGAUGGAAACCUAUGUUAAACUGGACAAACUGGGAGAGGGCACUUACGCCACUGUCUUCAAGGGACGCAGCAAGCUGACUGAAAACCUCGUUGCCCUGAAGGAAAUCCGCCUGGAGCACGAGGAAGGGGCACCUUGCACAGCCAUACGGGAAGUGUCAUUGCUGAAGAACCUGAAACACGCCAACAUCGUGACCCUGCACGACAUCAUCCACACGGAGCACUCUCUCACCCUUGUCUUCGAGUACCUGGAGAACGACCUCAAACAGUACCUCGAUAACUGUGGGAACCUGAUGAGCGUGCACAAUGUGAAGAUUUUCAUGUUCCAGCUGCUGCGUGGGCUGGCUUAUUGUCAUGGGAGAAAGAUCCUGCACCGAGACCUCAAACCCCAGAACCUGCUCAUCAACGAGAGAGGAGAGCUCAAGCUGGCUGACUUUGGACUAGCCAGAGCCAAGUCAGUCCCUACAAAAACAUAUUCCAAUGAGGUGGUCACGCUGUGGUACCGUCCCCCUGAUGUCUUGCUGGGAUCUACUGAAUAUUCCACACCUAUCGACAUGUGGGGUGUUGGGUGCAUCCACUACGAGAUGGUCACCGGCCGGCCCAUGUUCCCGGGCUCCACGGUGAAAGAAGAGCUGCAUUUGAUCUUCAGGCUGUUGGGAACUCCAACAGAAGACACCUGGCCUGGAAUAACGUCCAGCGAGGAGUUUAAAGCUUACAAUUUCAUGCAGUACCGAGCUCAGCCGUUAAUAAAUCACGCCCCAAGGCUGGACUCGGAAGGCAUUGACUUGCUGACGAACCUCCUUCUGUACGAAGCCAAAGGCCGGAUCUCGGCGGAGGCAGCGCUGCGGCACGCUUACUUCAAGAGCCUGGGAGAGCGGGUGCAUCUCCUGCCUGACAACGCCUCCAUCUUCUCCCUGAAGGAGAUCCAGCUUCAUAAGGAUCCUGGCUACCGAGGCUCAGCAUUUCAGCAGUCAGCCCGAGGGAAGAACAGGAGGCAGAGUAUAUUUUAAACUCGGAUCUCAUGUUCUUCUUGUCACCAUGGAGAUCAAAGCACUGAGAAAGGAGAUGGCAACGCGCUCCCACCUGACCCAACACAGAAUUACUGACUCGAACAGGACAAUGCUGAAGCACCCUUGGCCACAGGCUGUCCCCUGCCCAUCUCCACAUCCACAGCCCCUAGAGCUGCUGUUGUGGACCCGUGGCCUCUUUUCCCCUCUUUGUUUUCAUGUUGUCCCCAUCAGAUGUGAGCUGCCACCCUCUGUGCAGGUGCUGUAGUGAGGAGCUGCCCUGGGCAUCGCCGGGAACGUGGGGUCGUGUGCUGCCCCCGAGAACUGCUUGCUGCCCUCGGAGGGGUGACUGAGGCGUGGAGAGGUUUUGCGAGCAGACAGUAGUAUCUCCGAAGCCGGGCUGUGGAUCAUAGCAUUUGACCCCACGGGCAUUUCUGAAAACGCACCUUUGCUCAAACGAUCUGCUCUGUCCCCGCUGUUCCUUGGGGAGAUGCUUUGCAGCCACACUGUGAGUUGGAGGCACGACCCAGCCUGGCACUGGAGAGACAGCACCCGAAGCACAAGCACCAUGGCAACCCUCCCUUAUCUGCCCUUGCUCCUGCCUACGUGACCCUUUUUUCUCUCCCCGUCUUCGGUACCUGAAUCUUGACAAGGAUGGCACGGCUGGGAGGAGAAGGCUUCCUAUUGCUUCCUCCGGCAUCUCCCCCUCUUGCCACCCUUGCGUUUCCAAACUGAUUCAGCUGGCCGCUGCCCAGGGAUGUCCUGAGCGGAGAGCAAGGACUGGCUUAGCUGGCAGGGCUGGUGCUUGCUGGCAGAGCUGGGCAGCAGUGGGACCAAACGAGAAUCCGUGCUGCCUCGCAUUGCUGCGCUGAGCCCCUCAGGCACCAUUGGAACAGCCCCCUUCUCCUUGCUGAGCCUGCCGCCCCCCAGCCCACGACCCCUCUGCUAUCAGCGCAAGGGGCAGGACACGGAUCCCAGCUGGCAUCUCCGGAGCGCAUCUCCCCCCACAUCCCAUGGCAGAGCCCGAGCUGCGCAGCCGCUCCGUACCAAAGUGUUGCACACACCCACCUCAGUGCAUUUUCUACCCAAAGGAAGGGGGAGAGGUGCCAAACCUCCCACAGCUCAGCUGUGGGGACCAGAAAUAGACCUGGGGAGAAGCAAAUCAUCCCUCAAGCCUCAUCACCCGGUCUCUACAUUUGUAGCCAACACCAGAUCGAUGCCGUGGGACCGAGGUGCUUGCUUAGGUCUGAGCGUGCUUUGCUGACCAAGGAUGGCUGCUGGUGUGCUUUUCCCUCUGUACACUUCAGGAACGUGCCAAAUCCAUCCUGAGUGAAGAGGUCCUACUGCACCUCUCUUCCACAGCCUGCAAACAAACCUCUUCAAGCUGUAUGAGCCGUGCAAGAAGCCUCUCUACUGUAUAAUAUUCACAUCCUUUUUUUGGCUGUCCCGGAUGACGAGUCCUCUCACCCACCAGUCCUCCACCCCAUGGAUGUGGCCAGGAGACUCUGGAUUUGACAGGCGCUGGGACUGUCACCUGGCACUGGGACUAACAGGACAUGCUGAUGUCUCAGCCCAUCACGCUCCCUUUGCUCAGGGCAGGGAACUCUCUGUGCCGCUGUUGCCCUGUCGAGCUGGGAGCGAGGGCUCUGUUUUCUGCUUUUCUGUAUUUCUUCUGUGAUCCUCAGAAAAUGAGGAUAAAUGAGGAGACCCCGGAGCUCCCCAAGGCUUCCGAGGCGACUCCUCCCCGUGCCAGUGCUCAACACGAUGCGAACACCGAGCUUCCCCCAUCAGACCAAAGCUGUUAAUUCGGGUUUGUCCUAGACAAGCAUCCAGACGUCUGCAUUGUUUGAGGUUUGCCCAUCCCUGCUCAGUUCCCUUCUCAGUGUGCCCAGCAUACAGCGAGCUGAAUAGUUCAUUAAUUGGUUCCAUUUGAUAGGGAAGAGCGUGAAAUGCCAUCAGCCACCAGUGACGCAUUUCACCCUGGUGUCAGGGCAGUGCUUUGCCUGGUUUCUUACACCCAUCUCCUGCUGCGUGGGGCUUUUCAGUAGAGAGCUUCGCCAAGGGAGGUGUUGGCUUGGAGUAAGUCUGAACUCACACACUCUCAUCUUUUCUUUUGCAAAGGCAUUUUAUUCAGGAAUUUUCUUUGGCAUGGCAGGGAUCUGUGGUGCAGAGUUGCGUUUCUGAGGGCAGCCAGCUCCCAUCAGGAAUUAGCAGCUCGGCAGGCAGGACGCGGCAUCUCCUGAGACCCUGCGGCAGCACCUUCAGGUACACGGGACAGAGAGUGCUGGUGUGUCCAGGGGAGCGGAGUCCACAGCAGUCUGUGCGCACAGAUGGGAUGGGGAGCAGAAACCCCCUGCGGGCACUCUUGGGAAGCUCAUUCAGGAUGUGUUUGACCUGCGUUUGUGCAGUUUUCUUGCUUGGUGUUAUCAUCUCCGUGCACUGAGGUUACCUUGGGGCACAGGGUGCCCAGCUGAGCAUCCUGCUUUCACAUGGGGGGGACGAGGCAGAGGACCCGGUCUUGUGAGAGAGGUGUUCCUGCUGAAGGUUAAGGUCACCUGUGGAAACCGCUGGGGAGAAAUGUUUGGGAAAAUCCUAGCAAUGGCUGUGUAAACAGGAUUGCUUCACCCGGAAUCAGAUAGUGAAGACAAAGGGCCUAUUAGCUGCUGUUUAUUCUUUUCUAGCCUUUGCCUUUCCUCCUACAAAUCCUUCCUAAAGGAGACACUAUUAUUUAUUAGCCCUGUGCACUGCUAACUGCCUCAAUAUAAGAUAACCCCUUUUGUUCCACCGCAUUUAGUGGAUAUUUGAUUCCUAUUCAGGAGGACGAUAAUGUAUGUAAAUAUUUGGUGCCCACUGAGCAGGGUUGGAUUUAUAAACUCUGGUUGCUGCUGCACUUGCACGUGUUGGCUGGCAGAGCCCUGAGCCUCUGAUCCCACGUGGCACAGUGCCCGCUGCGAAGAAAAGGAGCUGCAGGUUAGAAUCAUAGAAUAGUUUGGGUUGGAAGGGACCUUAAAGAUGGUGAAGAAAUUCCUCCUUAUGUCCAAUCUAAAUCUGCCCCUCUCCGGUUUAUCCCCAUUGCCCCUCAUCCCAUCCCCACAAGCCUUUGUGAACAGCCCCUCCCCAGCUUUCUUAUAGCCCUUUCUGAUACUGGAAGGUCGCUGUAAGGUCUCCCCGCAGCCUUCUCUUCUCCAGGUGGAACAACCCCAACUCUCUCAGCCUGUCCUUGUACGGGAGGCGCUCCUGGCAGGUUGGCAGUUACCAAAGCCGAGAGCCAAAUCCCCCUUCUCCAUCUCCCGGAUGGUGAGGACUGCAGGGUCUGUCUGGGUUGUUGGGGAACAGCAUCCAUCAAUAGCUCAGUUUGGGCAGAUCCGGAGCAGAGAAUCUGCGUGCAGGGAAGGAAACGUGCAGCGGUGCUGCUCGGCCCCAGGCAGGCUUUCCCCAGCUUUUGGAGCACCAGCCGGCCAAGUUGGAUUUUUAAAGUAGCGCUAAUGGAAAUGCCAGGAAUGUCUGUGGCUCUCCAGCGUUUUGUUCAUGUUGUGGGUUUUCCCAUCCGCGGCUUAGCGCAGUGGUUGGCACCGCUGGCUUUGACAAAAGGAAACUUAUUUUGUCUUCCAGGUGUUUUCCUUGCAUUCUUUUUUUUUUUUUACCAGUUCUGGUGGAAAACAGAGUUUUGGCUGUGCCCUCAGGAAAGUCCCUAUUCCUUCGUCUCUCCAGCUGAUAGCUAGUUAAACAAAUGGGAGUGAAUAAUGUGUAAAGCAAGGUCUGUGUUAUGGGGCAAUGAUAAAACUUAGAGGCAGAGCUAUCGAUUUUCACCCUCUCCGUGUGCACAUGCGCACGCCUUUCCUGGCCCAACCUGUUGCCAGGUCUGUGCGAAGUUUUAAAUAACAAAUCUGCAUCGUAUCUUGGAGACUAAGGACAAAUUACAUGGACUUUGUCUUCUCCCUUACAGAUGCAACAAAUAAUAAUUAGAAGGCCAUUUUCCCAAGCUUCUCCAUGUUUUCUUUGGGCUUUCCCCCUAUGACUUAUGUUAGAACCAUGGAGUUAUUGGGUUAGAAGGGACCUCAAAGCCCAUCCAGUUCCCUGCCAUGGGCAGGGACACCUCCCAUUGGAUCAGGUUGCUCCAAGCCCCAUCCAACAUGAGGUUAAAAGUGACACGAUGUCACCUUCCACAGGCUGGGAAUCUCUGCCUGAGCUGCUCUCCUGUCUCUGUACUCUCUGGUCUUGUAAGGAACGCGUUUGGAUGUCCCUUUAGCUCUCCCCAGUAGCGAUGUCUGGGUGCAAACACUGUGAAACCCACUUUCAUUGCCUUCUCCCAUCACGCUUGUCCUACAGCAGGAAAACUAGAUCCGAGCAGCCAGGAUACACAUACUGUGAACGUUCUCUGGUGUGAUCCAUUUGCAGAAGACCAAUAAUAUAUUUAACUAGUGUUGUACAAAGGAAAGAUGCAUUUUAAAAGAAAUGAAUUUUAAAGAUUUAUUCCAAAAGAAGCAAUGAUUUUUUUAUAGAAAGUUUUUCUGGAAUAAAUGGAAAGGUACAAAAAAA